This is a messenger RNA of Funneliformis geosporum, 239 nucleotides long. The record is from the annotation of a GenBank genome assembly. NCBI's taxonomy places the organism in Eukaryota, Fungi, Glomeromycota, Glomeromycetes, Glomerales, Glomeraceae.
AUAAUUAUAUUUCAGAAGAUAUUACAAACUCAGAUUCAGAAAUAGAUGAAAUUAGUAAUAAAAUUAGUAAUAAAUCAGUUAUUAUUAAACUAUCUAAAUAUAAUUUAAGAAAAUCUAGAAAACUUAAUUAUAAUAAAACAUCAAAAAAGAUACAAGAAUCAAUAUUAAAUCUUACAGAAACUGAACAAAUAAUUAAAAAAUUAUUAAAAACAAUUGUUGAAACAUUAAAUUUUUAUUGA